AUGGGACCUAAAAAGGAGGCAAAGAAAAAUGAAGCUGAAUUAACGGCUGAAAGAUAAGCAGAAAGAUAAGCAGAGAAUUAAGAAAAUAGUAAAUUCAUGAUGAUAUUGAUUAGUAUGUGAAGAUGAAAUUUAAAUUACAUCUAUAAUAUUAUAAGAAACAAUUAUCUGAUGUAUAAUUAUAGAAAUUUGGACCAGGAAGUCUAUUCGAAUGUUUAUUAGAUUAAUGAGAAGCUAAAUCUACUUAUUUUAUUAAUUCUUAAAUUCCACCUAGUUUUGAAGAAUUCGAAGAUUCUGAUCAAGUUAAUAAAAUUUUGGUUAGCUUUAGAUAGAAUUUAUAUGGAAAGAAAAAAUAGGAAUAAAUUAAGAUAGAAAUUCAAGCUGUAUUUUAUGAUUCAUAAUUCAUUAUGACAUAUUUACCAGAUGAUGAUGCACUUAUGAUAUAUUGCUAUUAUAAAAAUUCUACUUGUAUAACUUUAAGGAAAUAAUGGUCAGCUGAAUGGAGAGUUUUACCAAAUCGUGAAUAUUUUAUUUAAAUAAGGAAUUUCAAAAGCUAUUAUUUUUAUGAUGUUGAUUAUUAAAAGAUUGGAUCCAUCAUUACUGAAAGAUGCAAAAUUAUGUAUCCAUCUAAUAAUUCAUUAGUAUUUGUUAGUAAGUUUACAGUUGGAGAUAAGAAGCGUCUUUGUGCUUGGGUGAUUAAAAAGAAUGUAGUAAUCGGUAUUUAAUUUUGAUUUUAUGCAUAAUUAAAAGAAUUGAGAAAGAGUGCGUAAGAUAAAAUAAUGAAUUUGACAUUUAAAAGUAGUUUAUAUUUACGAUUUACAUAAAUGGGAGAAGUAAUUUAGUAAAAUCCUACCAAAACCAAGAUGGUUCAGAGUAAACAUAAAAUUAAUUCAAUCAUUAUGGUAAUACAGGUAUAGUGACUGAAUUGAUAAUUAAAGGGUCCUUAAAAAUAAUAAUUUAAUUCUUUUUUCUAUAUAAAAUUGGAUUAUAAUUUACUCUAUCAGUUCUAAGUAGGAAACAAAAAGAGUCGUAACUAAUUAAGGAACAGUAUUUAUAUAUAAAAAGGAUGGUUCAAUAAUAGUAUUAUUUUCUAAUGGUAAUGUUUCAGAAUAUAAAAAUCACAUAUAGAUAGUCACCAAAAGGAGUUGAAAAAAUACUUUGUGUAAUCAAAACAGAUCCCGAAAGUGAAUCCAAAGUUUAUAUACGAGAUGAUCAAACCCCUAAUUAUUUACGAUAAAGAUGGCCACUCAUACACAUAACAUUAAGAUGUAACUAUCAUGUUAAUAAUAGGAGAUAAAAUUAUUUUUGAGCAUCCCAAUUUUGCUAGUGUAAUUGUUACAAUUGAUAAAACUAAACAAAGAUAUGGACCUAUUAUCAGAAAACAAAAUUUUUAGUUAGUUUAAUUUACUGUAACAAAUUUGAAAGAUCUAAUGAUAGUAGAGUUGUUGAGUCAUUUUACUUUAGAUUAAAAUCUGAAAAUCCUUUAUGCACUAAAUUAUAUGAAGAAUUAUCUAAUAAUAUCAAGUCUAUCUCAUUCAUUAUUGAAUUGA
Messenger RNA from Paramecium pentaurelia, 1547 nucleotides. The record is from the annotation of a GenBank genome assembly. Lineage: Eukaryota; Ciliophora; Oligohymenophorea; Peniculida; Parameciidae.